Messenger RNA from Osmerus eperlanus (European smelt), 2535 nucleotides. Its product is annotated as ankyrin repeat domain-containing protein 34B. Gene Ontology annotation, molecular function: protein binding. Lineage: Eukaryota; Metazoa; Chordata; Actinopteri; Osmeriformes; Osmeridae. The transcript is spliced from 5 exons. The record is from RefSeq and is a predicted model, not a curated record. Bases 301 to 1692 code for a protein of 463 amino acids.
GAGAGAAGAACCAUUUGGAGAAAGGAAGAAGGCUCGGCAUAGGUAGAAAGUCAGGUGGAAACAGACCGAGACAGAUCAACACACAUAGACAGGGGGACAAACAGUCAGUCGGACAAGCAAACAAAACGACAGGCAAACAGAGGGAGAGACAGACUGACACACAGAAGACAGAAUGACACCUUCAGUGAGCUACGAUGGCCUGACCUGGACAACCAGUAGGAAGCAGCUGACCCUGACCUUCAUGAUGCCUGCUGGAGCUGAGGCCUGUGCUCUCAAGCAGGCCCCCUGAUCGGCGCAGCCAUGCUAGGGAAGCUGCGUCUGGUCCGCCUGCUUCUGGAGGGAGGGGCCCAGGUCAAUGAGCGAAGCCCCAGAGGGGAGACCCCUCUCCUGGCUGCCUGUAAGGCCCUGAGAGGGGAGCCCACUGGGCCUGGGACAGUGAAGCUCCUCAGCUACCUCCUACAGAACCAGGCGGACCCUAACGCACAGGACCGCAUGGGUCGCACCCCUCUGAUGUACGCCUGCAUGGAGCGAGCGGGGGCUCAGGUGGCCUCCACCCUCCUCUCAGCCGGGGCUGACCCCAGCAUGGAGGACUACUCUGGGGCCUCAGCCCUGGUCUACGCCAUCAACGCCCAGAAGCAGGCGACACUGAAGGUGUUGGUGGAUUCUUGCCAUGCCAGUGGCCGUGACAUCAUCAUCAUCGCCACGGAGAUGGGAGUGAGCGGCGGGCCCGUGACCCGGCAAUACCUCAACGUCCCCCCGUCCCCCAACACGUCCCCCAACACGUCACCCGUCAGCUGCAUGUCUCCCUCGGAUAUCAUCCUCAAGACCGGGUCCCCUAACUCAGCAGAGUCGGAGAACAUCUUCAACUUCAGGGGAACAGGUAAGAGAGGGAGCACUAGUAUGUUUAGCGCUGAGCCCAGUCCAGAGGAACGGCCUGGUGCCCUCCAACCCAGACAGAGAAUGUUGUCCGAACCCUGGCUGGCCAUUCACAAUCUGGCCCGCCUGAACAAGGCUUAUGAGGAGGGGCAGAGAGAGAGGAGCGUUCUGGAGGAGGGAGACGUAGGUCAAGAAGGAGGAGGGGACGAUGGGGAGAAGGGGAUCGAGGAGGAGUGGAGGAAAUAUGUUCAUCCCCACCGAGAGGGAAGGAGGGAAAGUCGCGUAAAAGAGGGAGAAAGAGAUGGAGGACAGAACCUACAUAAGCACCUCAAGGACCGUUCUUCGGGGGCUUCCCGUCCACUCUUCUCCCCCACGAAGGAGUGCCAAACCCAGGCAGCGGAGGGCAAACUGACCCCGGAGAGGAAGUUAAACCCUGGCGCUUUGACCUCAGACAAAGCACACUCUUGGAAGAGCUCCGUGGACAAGCUGCCCCCAUGCCCCUCCUCUCGCAGCCACGGUCGAAGGAACACCCUCCCCUCGCUGACGGUCAUCCCACCCACCCUCCACCUACCUCCCCUCAUCCACCAGGCCUCAUGGACCUCAGACUCUCACCUGCAGAUUCCCGCCCCGGUGGCCCCACGCAGAGGGCUGACGCAUCCUGCUCACCCUCCCUCUCCUUGUACAAGACCUCCUCCAAGACCAUCCUUUCUUCCCCCCCUUCCCCUAACCACCCCAUGCUUCGCCCCCCCUCUACCCCUCUCUGGUGAACGAGGCAGGAGGUCUCCCCGCCGCCACUCGGUCCAGCUGGAGCAGUAGGGAGGGGAGGAGAGGAAGAGGAGGACCUCAUGGGACCGGAGCGGAACAGAAGGCCUCUGCCACGUCACAUGGCCAUCUGUACACACAAAGCUUUACUCAUGCACAGGGUCUUUUCCCGUGAGUGGGCCUGUUCUGUUUUCUUUGAAUAAAUGGUUUCUUGUGUGAGAAAUUAGAGCUUUAUUCUGGUCAUUGGAGUAUCUUUUAUAAUAUGCACAGCAAAUGACAAAAGGUUUGCCUUAAAAUGUAGCACUGCAUUUAUACUUAUGGAGGGAAGCAGCGUUUAGGCACUAAAAGAAACAUGUCGCGGCUAAAAGGAGUGAAGUCAUUUUUAUUUGUUUUUAAUAUGUAUCUACAACAAGGGGGACACAGGCAAAAACGACUGGCGACUUCAUGGGGAAAAAUAAAAGAAAAAAUAUGGAGAAAAAAAAAAGAAUUACAUUUAUUAUCGAUGCAUUUUUUCCCCACCUUUUUUCAAUAAGCAACAUUUUCUGUCUAAAGAAACUUUACAAUAUAAAGGAACAUACAAAGAGGAACCUCUUAUUUUACUACACAAGACAUUUAGGAUCUGAAACUACCCUAACAUGAGAUACAAAGCACCCACCAGGACAGCCUGCCUCAUAUUCAAUACUGCUUUGUCGUCAGAGGAAAACGAGGAACAGAACAGAAAGAAUCUUUCCUCACCCCGUCCUUCCCCCUCCCCUCAACCCUCUCUCUGGCCAUCCCCCUGAAUGUUACAGUAUUAUACAUCAGCACGAUAGAAAUACAGAAAUGAUCAACGGUGUGACAGAUUUACUUACAGAACAGGAAGAGAGAGAGCGAGAGAUAGAGAGAAAGAAAGAGAGA